GAAGAUCAGGAGGGAGUGUGAGUGAGUGAGUGUAGACGGAGCAGGUGGUCUGUGGUGUCGAGGAUCCUGUGUUAAAACUGUCAGAGAUAGAACGAGUAUUGCCUUGUAACGUGUAGGUGAUGGAGAGUUACUCAUAGGGACCUCAGUGAUGGGGCCCUUCAAGUCAUGGAAAUCUAAAAAGAGAUGAAAAGUAGUGUAAAUGUUGGGAGGGUGAAGCUGUGUCCCAUAAUGCCCGCUCGAGGGAACAAGUGAAUGAAGACCACGUGACCGAACUGGACCAAUCAGCGCCCACAGAUUACCACCAUCUUGAAUUCACACGUAAACAACUAUCUCUCCUGAAAAGUACAAAAAUAUAGCAGCUGGAAAUGGAGGAAACUGCAAAAAACCAAAUUGGGAAGGAGGCAGAUGAUCAGCAACAGCAGCAGCAGUCGCAGCAGCAGCAGCCACAUGAGCAGCAGCAACAGGAGGAAGAUGAUCAACAACAACAGCCAGUUGUUGGUGAGAAUGAUGGGCCUUUGGGGUCUGCUACAUCCAUUAAGGAUGGCCUUCCUCCUCCUACACAGAUUAAUAAAAUAAAGUUUGGCCCUGGUGCUCCCCUCAUCAAGAAGGAGAAGAGGCAGUCAUCUUCGCGAUUCAACAUCCCUAAGAACAGAGAACUACAGAAGCUUCCAUCACUCAGAGAUGCUCAACCUAAUGAACGGGAAGAAUUAUUUAUUCAGAAGAUUCGGCAGUGUGGGGUCAUAUUCGACUUUAUAACAGACCCUCUCAGUGACUUAAAAUGGAAAGAGGUAAAACGAGCAGCUCUGAAUGAAAUGGUAGAGUACGUGACAACACAGCGCCAAGUAAUCACAGAACCUGUAUACCCUGAGGUGGUCCAAAUGUUUGCUGUUAAUUUAUUCCGAACAUUACCGCCUUCCAGCAAUCCGUCAGGAGCAGAGUUCGACCCAGAGGAAGAUGAGCCCACUCUUGAAGCUGCAUGGCCCCACUUGCAAUUGGUGUAUGAGUUUUUCUUACGGUUUCUUGAAAGUCCAGACUUCCAGCCAUCUGUUGCCAAACGCUUCAUUGAUCAAAAGUUUGUGUUGCAGCUCUUAGAACUAUUUGAUUCUGAAGAUCCUAGAGAGAGAGAUUUCCUUAAGACGACCUUACACAGAAUAUAUGGCAAGUUCCUGGGUUUGAGGGCAUUUAUUCGCAAACAGAUCAACAAUAUAUUUUACAAGUUCAUAUAUGAGACAGAACACCAUAAUGGUGUGGCUGAAUUAUUAGAAAUAUUAGGAAGUAUCAUCAAUGGUUUUGCAUUACCGUUGAAAGAAGAGCACAAAGUGUUCCUCUUGAAGGUUUUGCUGCCCCUCCAUAAAGUUAAGUCUCUGAGUGUUUACCACCCUCAGCUGGCUUAUUGUGUAGUUCAGUUCCUUGAGAAGGACCCCUCACUAACUGAACCUGUCAUCAUCACCCUGCUCAAGCUGUGGCCUAAAGUCCAUAGUCCCAAGGAGGUGAUGUUCCUAAAUGAACUUGAAGAGAUCUUAGAUGUAAUUGAACCAAAUGAAUUUGUUAAGGUGAUGGUACCAUUGUUUCGCCAACUGUCCAAAUGUGUGUCAUCACCACACUUUCAGGUUGCAGAACGAGCUCUCUACUAUUGGAAUAAUGAGUACAUCCUGUCAUUGAUCAGUGACAAUGCGCAAACCAUUCUUCCCAUAAUGUUUCCAGCUCUGUAUAAAAAUUCCAAGUCCCACUGGAACAAGACCAUACAUGGGUUGAUUUACAAUGCAUUAAAAUUGUUUAUGGAGAUGAACCAAAAGCUGUUUGAUGAGUGUACUCAGCAGUACAAAGCAGAACGACAAAAAGAAAAAGAAAAAAUGCGAGAGCGAGAGGAGGCAUGGCAGCACAUAGAAGGUUUAGCUGUACAAAAUCCACUGUUUGAUAAAUAUUCAGCUGAAAGCAACAACAUCUUUGGGUCUCGUUCAUCUUUAAUGGCUUCCCCUCAAGAUGAUAGUGACAAUGAUUUCAACCCAGACAAUAUUGGAGGUGAAGCUACAGAGCAAGUGAAAAAAGUGCGCAAUAAAGAGAAGCCAUUACUGCGAAGGAAGAGUGAGCUACCGCAUGACCAGUAUACAAUCAAGGCUUUGAGCGAUCACAAGCGAGCAGAUGACUAUCUCACUACGUCCCCAGAGUUGGCUGCCACUACGAGCUAGAUCAUGAGAUAGCUGCCUUUGUAAACUAGGUGCCCAAGAUAAUCGCGAAGGUGGUAGAAAAUAGACUUUCAUUACCAGGGUUCUUUAGUGACCCAGAUAGGUGGCAAUAUAGUCUGGUGCCGAAGUAAUGCAUCUUGAUCAUAUUUCCUUGACUCAGGAGGUCAUUAAUUUAUAAAAGGUUUUAAUUUCAUAAAAAAAAAAAAUGUUAUGUUUCAGUGUCACUCAGCCUACCUAGCAAAGGAAACAAAUUAAAAGAACAUUUGAGAUGUCUGACUUAUUUACAGUUUGGUUAAAACUUAAUUUAGCUUGCUUAUUAAAAAAACCAAAGUUGAAAUAACAUUGAUAAGGUUUGUCUUAGUUUUAAUAACUAAAACCAAUGUCAAAUGUAUGUACCUAAUACUAUGACUUAGACAAAAUGUCACUGAAAAUUUUAAGUUCAUAGGUUGUAACUUAUAUUUUACUUUCAGCAAAGGAUAUUUGAAUUUUACAGAUCAAAAAUAAAUGAGCCAAACAUAUUUCAUUAUUGUGAUGAUGUACAGUAACACAGAUUUUUCUGAUAUUUUUUGACUUGUGCAAAACUCAAAUUAAGCACUGGAGAAAUAUCCAGAGAUCUUCACAGUAUAGUUUGACUAUGCACUUUUUAGCAUAUACAGUAAUAAGUUUAUACAAAAAUGCACUGUUGUCAAAUGAGCUUGAAUGACUUUAGGAAGUGUGCAGUUGUCAGAUUGGCCAGUUAUCAAGCCCAGAGAACUAGAAUCAAGAUGCAAUACAGUAAUGCUUCACCCAUUCAAGACUGAGUAAACUAGAAUCUUGAUUAUUCAGAGCACCAAUGCUAUUGCCCAUGUAUACUUUUUUAUACAGUGAAAUAUAUUCAAAAGUAUAAAUGUUAUGUCCUGCAUAAUUUAAAUUCUUGUUAAUUAGGUCAAAGAGAGAAGAGAUACGAUUGUCUUUGUCAUAUUAUCUAAACUGGAUUAAUAUCUCUUGUAAACUUUUACAUUCACAACCUCAUGAGAACAAAAGUUUAUAGGUUUGUACGGGCAUGUCUGUUUAACACUUAAUGGGAGGUGUGGAUGUUUUGACAACUUACUUAUGAAAGAUAAUCUCUUCUUCUAUGCAGCUAUGGGCCAUAUCAGUAGACUUGCCUGCCCUUAUUAUACUUCUGAAUGCAUUAUGCUCACUGUGGUGAUGUUAGGUACCUGUAUGAGUGGAUUCUUCUUUUCCAGUAGUUCAAUGAUGAGUCAGUGAGAUGCAAGGAGUGAGUAAUAUUCAAAUGUUCUAGAGUGGACCUCUCCAUUCUUAUGAUAUAUAUAAAUACUAAUCCAAAAUUUGUUGUUAUACAGCAAAUUUAACUUUCACAUUACAGCAGUUGUAUUAUUGAUGCAAUAGUAAUCCUUAUGUAGGUUCCAGGAAAUGUUUGAGCAUCUUACCAAAUACCUCUUGACAUGAAUGAUUGCCAAAAAAUCAUUACUUUCUUAUAUUUAAUGUAUGUUAAAAUUAUAUUGCAGUGAUUGUGAAUACCCAUUUGUGUUCAUAAAUAGGCAUGCCCCCCCCUCCCCCCCUUUUUUUUUUAAUUAUGGAAAAAGCCAGUGUAAUAGUAAAACUCAAAAGUCAUUUCAUUACUGUGAUGGUAAAGAUAUAUUGUAGACCUAAAGUUUGUUUCUUACAAAGGUUGUUUGUUAUCAAACUGAAACGAGUGUGAGCCUUGAUAGAUUAUCUUGCAGGGCCAAUGUCACUAAUGACCUCACAAACAAGAGUUCAUAUGAUGAUGUUUAUUCUGUAGCUGAUAUUAGUGACAUUCUUGAGUUUAAAAGGAAUUAGGAGUUGCAUUUUACUGGACUUCUUCCAGAAACUUUAAAUAACCUGAUAUAGGUAGUACAGUACUGCAAUGAUUUAAGGAUUAAAGUUUAGGUAAUAAACAUUUAACAGAUAGCAUUAGAUGACUCAUGUGGAAUAUGUUGUGUUACUAUGUUCAGAUAGUUAUAACCAGAGUUUAUUGGAAGAUUAUGUUGUACAAUAUUUUUAGAAGUAUAACUGCAGAUUCCUCAUUAGAUACUGAUUUAGUGAAGUCUGAUAAAAUUGCCAUAAAUUGAUCUGCUCUCCAGGGUGUAGGAAGUACAGCAAGGUCACUUUCACCAUCAUAUGAGUGUAUGCAUGUAUGUGCUGUAUGUAGUAGCAAGAGCCCUGAUAAGUGGUAGUGAUUGCCAAGCAUUAUGCAUGUUACGAUCAUUGCAUUAGGUCCUGCAGUAGUAUUCCUGUGAGGCUUGUUUUGGUGUCACACAUAAUCAGAGCCUUGUUGAAUUAUUAUCUCAGGCUCAGUUUAAUGGAUCAUCACUUAUAUAAUGUAACUUGUGUAGACCAAAGGCCCGUGUAUUGAAUGAGUGAUGUGCUAACAGUGCUCCUUUGGUUGAUCUUCCUCCCUCCUUCCCCACACACCUUGCCCUAAACCACACCUUACAUCCUUACCCUACUCUUCAUAUUAAAUUAUUUCGGUCCACAAUGUAAAUCUAAAAUCCGAGCCCUAAUAAUCAUCCAUUUUUAUGAUUGUUCUUGCUCUUAAUCAUCUUAAACUGCUUCAUGAUAUAGAGUUUUAAAUGCAUGAUGAAAAGGGAACAUAUUUCUCAAGAAUUUCAGUUAACUUAUUCUGCCCUUGCCAUAUUUCAUACCCACUUUCAUUUUUCAACUGAAGUCACUUGUCAUGAUGAAGGGGAUCAGUGUAGUGAAGAUCCUCUUUAGGAGAUUGUUCUUGCCCAGUUCAUAUUUACCUCGUUUAACUCCUACAACUUGGAUUAUGAAACAGGAAUCAGAGCUUUGAACCUCCACAAAAAUAAUAUUUAACUAGUGUUCUAAUAAUAUUGUAUCCUGUAAAUUUUAAUGCUCUAUUAUCCAUAAUCAUGAUUAUUAUUUUUAUUCAUCAUUAUUGCAUAAGCAGUCAUAACCUUCACAUAUUCUGAAAGUGAUAUUUCAAAUUCAUAUUAUAAUCUCUUAUCAUGCAUAAAUAAGGAAGAAAGGAUUCAUCUUAUUCUUCAAUAAUUUAAUAGACAACUUAUUAUUUUACCCUCACAAACCCAACUCAUCCUUGUUCCCCUCAGCCCUCAUCAAUUACUCAUCCUACCUCAAUCUCAUGUCAUUUGUAUCACCAUCUUUUGUUACCGCCAGUGCAUCCCAGGCACAUAUCACUACAUGUCACAAUUGGCUAACCUGAACCCUGUUAAGUACUUCACUAAGACUUAUUUUUUUUUUUAUAUAACACAGUGGAAAUGAUCUAUUAUUGUGUGUUGUACAGGGAAUGGAAUAUGCCAAUUACAUACUAGAUUUCUUAUUUUUCAAACCUCCCUACCCACAAACCUGUCACAUCAUCCCAUUAAAUUUUAUUUCGGUGCUGUCUUACCCUAGAUGUUAGGAACCCAAGAUGCUGUGAGAUGAUAAUUAUUGUAAUAUAGAAGGCUAACAUUAGACAAGCCACUAUGUAUUAUUAGGCUUUACUGGCAGUCACAAUAAAUGAUUAAGUGUAUAAGCCUUGUAAAGACAUGAAUAUGUAUAACCUUUUGUUAGGUGGGUCUGAAGCACUGUUAAAAUGUAUCUCAUUCUUGAUUCUUGUAUUUUUGAAAAUAUGAAUGGACUAUGACUGAGUUGCUUCCAAAGCUACCAUUUCUAUUUUGAUAGUAUGAGAAACUGCUCAAUGUUUUUUCUUCGUGAAAACACAAAAUGCCGCAGGUAUAAUGUGACCUAGAAUUAGGUAUGUUGGAUUACAGUACAUGUAAUAUUUAAGUGACACUGAGGUAAGCCAUUUGUGACCUUGGUAAGUCCAUAAGAAGCCAAGUUUUUACAUUAUAACUAUCAUUGCAGUUCAGGCACCUUUUGUAGCCCUGCAGUGGUGGCCGCCCGUACUCUGUAGUUCCAUUACAUUAUCAACAUUCACAUUCGGUACAAUACUUCCUCUGUAUGUUUCGUGCUGUGUGAAAACCAAUGUAUGCUAUGUGAUCAAUCAGUGAAUUAGUCAUAAUUAUUGGUUUGUCAAGGAUGAUUUAUAUAAAAGAAUAUAAAUUUGGCAUUAUGGUAAAUUAUGUUUGACAUCAUUGAUGAUGUCACAUACAUAGUGGAAGCAACUUGGGUUUUACAUCCUUUCCUUUCCAAUCCUACACCAUAGACUGGUUGGUGAAGGCAGAGGAGUGCAUUCCUGUAGAAAGACUUGUGACUUCUUGCCUUAGAUAUUUUCCAUUUUUUUCAGUCAUUCUGUCUUUCUUUUAAGUUUUUGUUGUAUUACAUUCCAGGAACUGUGGUGUCAUUAAUUAAUCAUAUUGAAACGACUAAAUUGACAUGUAUUGCAUCGUGUUUUUUCCAAGAAGGGCUGAACACCAUUGUUUAAUAUUAAAUGUGUAACUUCAAAUGAACUUCCUCUCCAGGUUUAUGAAACAGUCACCUCUCACUUAUCCGUCCCCCAUAAUGCCAAGCCGAGCCCAGACUAAAAGGGCAAGUAAAUUAUUUUUAUUUUAUCAUUAUUAUUAUUAUUAUUACUGUUAUUGCACAUCAUGUUGAACUAGAAAUAUGAUUCUAUGGGUACAUUAAGAGUACAUAAGAGUAUAUUUUAUGCACAUUAAAACUGGUGUGAGGUGAUUACAGCCAACAUAUACAUCUGGUUAGAAUAGUAAAAGGUGAUGAGAGGGAGGCAUUGCUAUAAAGUAGUUAUUUGCAGUCCUUAUCUACAGUAGUUCUUUAUUUGAAAAUUAUAUUUUUAACAUAAAUAUGAAUACCUAUGAAGUAUUGAAGAUACAUCUGUAUAUAUGUAACCUAACCUAGUUGAUUAAAAGUGAAAAUUUUCAAUGAGCUUCUUUGGCUAACUGUGCUCUACACUUCAUGGUGCUGUUGGUGUUGCAGAUACUGGAAUUUUUCCAUUGGGAAAUACUAACAUGCACUAGCUGACCUCUCACCUCAUUGUAAUUACAAGGAUUGUUCUUGUUUUACAUUAAAAGCUGUACACUGUACUUCAUUGUGCAUGAAGAAAAAUUUGUAAGGCAUCAUGGUUACUCAUUUUCUUUUCCAACUCUCAUUCACAAGUUUACUUACACAUUCCAUUCUUGGUGUUUGUGUGUCUCCUUCCCUCUGUUGCCUUCCUCACCCAUUCCUCAGUUGAUAUUUUGUUAAACUCAAAAUCCUGUAGUAAGAACUAAAUUCUUUCCCUUUUGUUGUUACUGUAUCAGGAAUACUUGGUUUAUUACUCUGGGUUGAGUUGCUCUGAUUUUUUUUUCUUAUUCUCAGAUUUGUUACAUACGGUGUUAAUGGUCCUAAAGGUAAUUUAUUAUUUAAAGUGUUUUCAGUCAAAUUGCUAUAGUAGUAGGUGCUUUAUUUGCAUAAUUUAGCUUUUAGGGGGAGGGGAGGUUUGUUCUUUUAAUACUAUCCAUUGGUAAAGCUACACAUACAUUUCCAUAGGUUAUCAAGACGUUUAAAAAUUACCUGCUGCAUCAUCAUACUAACGGGAUCACAAAAAUAAUUCCUCAGGUGCGCACACCCCAUGAACGUGUAAGCAUGCCUUCUGGAAGCAUGAACUCCUUGUGCAUACACAAAAAUAAUUUUUGCUCACAUAUAUAUAUAUAUAUAUAUAUAUAUAUAUAUAUAUAUAUAUAUAUAUAUAUAUAUAUAUAUAUAUAUAUAUAUAUAUAUAUAUAUAUAUAUAUAUAUAUAUAUAUAUAUAUAUAUAUAUUCUUGUUCUUGCUUUUCCUUCCUUCAUACAUAUAUUUUGAUUAAUAUCUUGUAAAAUAGUUUUAGAAUAUAAAACUUGCAUACACACCACAAUGGAGUCUAGAUAAGGAGAGGUGACUAAAUGUUAUAAAUUUCUAGCAUGCUUUUGUCAAUAGCGCUUUUAGUCUUUCUUUCUAGAAUGUCACUCAGAUGUCCUUUGUACUACUUGACACUUACUUGACAGUUUCUUUCCCACUUCUUUCUUAGGGAACUCACCAAUAUUAUCAGGAAUCAUGUUUUGGUACCCAUGAAGUUAAAUAAUUUCUUUAUUGUAACAAUAGUUCUACUGUAUCUCCAGUGCCUCUUUGCUGGUUUAAAAAAGAAAGCUGUUUGAAAUAAUAUAAGCUUACUUUUUGUGAUGCUUUAUGAGAGUGUUAAGGGAAUGGUUAACAAACUAAAAUUUGUCAAAAAAAUUCUACCCUACCAAGAAUUGUGGCUGCUGUACUCUUGCAGUAGAAAAAAUAAGUUAGUGGAUAAGGUCACUAAUAUGUUUGCUGAGGCAAGUGCAAGAAUGUAAGAUGACAUUCUUUUCUGAAAACAGCUAUACAAAGUUGCUGAAGCAAAAUUUAUCUUUAUGUUCAUAGAUGGCCAUUGAUAAAUAUGUUUUAUGCCAAAUACUGGUUGAGGCAAAGAAUGGUUUUUGUAUUGUGCAUCAGGUGAUUGUGAUUGUGUAAUAUUUUGCAAGCUCAAGUCAUUAUGGAAUAGGUUGCACCCAUAUAAACCUGUUUUCCUAAAGACCUGAUGAUAUUCUGUAUUCCUUGUUGCACUAAUCCAAUAUUUAAUGAUAGGCAUGGUUAGGAUUUGAUGCACAAAAUAUUUGACCUCUUCCUUUGAUCUUGAUCAUGUUACCAUUUGGUGUUCCACCCCUGUGUUCUGUAUAUCAUCAUGCCAUACCAACUUGUCAGAUCAUUACUUGUUUUGAUUUUUGUCAUUCAUUCUUUUCCUUAAUUUUUGUUGUUUAUAGAGUUGUCUUAUCUUUUAAGUGUAAAUGUGGAAAUAGAAUAUUAACAAUAAAUGAUCUGCUAUGGCA
Molecule: messenger RNA, 8955 nt
Organism: Homarus americanus (American lobster)
Lineage: Eukaryota; Metazoa; Arthropoda; Malacostraca; Decapoda; Nephropidae
Product: serine/threonine-protein phosphatase 2A 56 kDa regulatory subunit delta isoform-like
Exons: 13
Coding region: 366-2189 (607 amino acids)
Biological process (GO): signal transduction; protein dephosphorylation
Cellular component (GO): nucleus; protein phosphatase type 2A complex; cytosol
Molecular function (GO): protein phosphatase activator activity
Source: RefSeq, a predicted model, not a curated record